GAUUCCUUCCCACUUCCACUGCUUGGGAACUCUAACCAUAAUGGCAGCGGCGGCGGCUGAAGCGGCGUCGGACGAAACGCCGAGGCGGUUUUCGGCGACGGCCAUCGAAUCCGCCGCAGCUUCCUCUCCGUCGACAUCUCGUCUCCUCUCGUCGUAUCUCGGCAUCAGCUUCGCCGUGUUCUUAGGCUUUCUUCCUAAAGCCUCCCUCUCCUACGUUCCUUCUCUCCAGUCCCGCAACCGGAUCCUCGCCCUCAAGCUCUUCCAGGCCGAGGACCUGCUCCGCCAGCUCCGCUCCCGCCGCCGGGAGGACGCCAAGGCCAACGCCCGCGUCGCUGAGAUCUUCUCCGGCCACCGCCACGACUGGCACCAGGAGGAGCGCCGCCUCUUCCACCAGCUCUCUGCUGCCGACGACGAAAUCGCUGCCCUUAAGACCCGAAUCUCCGGCCUGGAGAAAACCGAAGCCGACCUCAGAUCCUCCAUCCAGAAGCUCCAGAAAGAGGUGAGCGAGAGGGACGAGAUGCUCCAUUUCAUGGCGAGGAAGGCGGAAGGAGGAAGGGAUUUCAAAGAGACGAAGGGUUUGGGUUUGGGGGAGGAGGAGGAUGAGGAGUUCUUGUCGGAGAUGGGGGGGAAGCUUAGGGUUUCGGAGGAAGGGUUGGAUCCGGUGGUGCCGGAGAGUUGUUACUUGGAGAGGAACGCGGAGUUGGAUGAGAUGAUGGCGCUCUAUGCUAACCAGAGUGGUUCUGGAAGGGAUUUCUUGCCGAUGGCGGCUUCCAAACCGUGGACGGAUAGAUCGGCCGGAUGGCAGGAAAUGCAGCAUGAUUGCCUUGAACCGGUGUACGGCAUGAAGCCUUUUGUGCCAAGGAGGGAGUCCCCUUGGAAAGUAGAUGGUGAAACCGCAGGAGUUUCCUCUAAGCUUAAAUUACUGGAGCAAGAAUUAGUCAAUUUGGAGAAAGUUGGGAAGGGAGAUUUGUCCAAGAUCUCAUCAUUGAUGAGGAAACAGGCAAAGAGAUGCCAAUCUCUUGCUGGUAAAAUUGAUGAUUUAUGCAGGAGAAUGCAAAUUAGUGAUCCAUGUGAUGCAACCCUCAGCCCAGAGUUCCGAACACAAAGACAGACUGAAUUUUUGCUAGAGGCAUUCCGCCUGCAAAACCGGGCUACAGAAAUAAGGCAGAAGCUGAGCACACUGCAAACUGAGACAACCAAGAGCUGCUUCGGAGACGAACUAACAGCACAGGCCAAGUUGAGCACAAGGAGAUCUUUGGAUUUAAUUAGAAAGAACUUUAAGGAGAUCCAGAGGAACCUGGAGAUCUGGUUGGCCCGAAUCAUGGGUGAUUUGGAGGGCAUUUUGGCCAGGGACACUGCAUCACGUGUAAGGGAUUGCUAUGUAUCUCCAUACCCUUUUGUCCAAUGAUUUCACAACCAUUACCAUCUUCUUGGUGGUUCUACUUGCUCUACUUUAUAUAGUCUCCUGGAAGUACACCACAUCUUCGAGCUAACAGAAAAAUGUAGGUAAGCAUCCUGUGUAGUAUGCUAAUAUUUUCCUAAUUUUACAUCUCUUUAUGCCUAACUAUUGGAAACAUUUGAGAUAGGCAAACACACUGCUGAAUAAACCAAACAAAAGGUGAACAAUAAGGGAAGGGCAUCAGACAGUUGUAUUGGAUGGGCCUACAUGGCCCUUGCCAUUUUUAAGUUUUUACGGCCUAUAUAUUUCCAUGCUUAUGUCCUAUGCUAGGAGGCAAGUUACCCCCCACCUCUAGAAAUCACCACCAAAUUCUAUUUUGGUACUGAUCUGCAUUGAAGGUUGUCUCCCAUAUGCUGCCUGGACCUUCCGACAUGUGGGGUAACUAUAAUGUUCUCUUUUGUUUCAUCUUGCAAAAAUUUAUGAUCCAAUAUCCAAUCAUUUGCCAUUCCACAGUAAGGCAUGCCUGUUCUUGCAGCUUCUAUCACUGCUCCUGUCUUGCCCAUCCAUCGAUCCAAACUUUGCAUCAGAAUCAAUGAAGUGGAGGCAUACUGCUGAGCUAUAUAUAGUUUGUGGCCGCUGUCUCAAGAGGUGAAUGAAGGAAUGCAGGUGCGACAACAUGGCAUCCAGUCAGCGAAAUAUGCCGAGGAAAUCUAAAGGGGCAUAGGAUGUGAGGGGAUGCAUGAUGUGAAGUAACACCAACAGUGACAAACUGGGUCAAGAAAUGGGGCACAAGAACCAGCUCUCAACCUUCAUUUUGCUAAAAAUCCAUAAAGCACUGGUUUACCACAAAAUCUCGUACUCUAAAAUAGAGUCUGGACUCUGGAGAAAAUUCGUCAUGAUAAUAUUAGCCCUUGAAUGUAACAUCAAUUGGCUGAUAUGUGAUACAGAUCUUUAUAUUCAAGAUCUUUAUGUGAUAUUUGGUAAUUUUGAGGAGUGGGAUUAUUUAUGUUGUUAUGAUACCCAUAUUAUGGACUGGA
Messenger RNA from Phoenix dactylifera (date palm), 2436 nucleotides. RefSeq lists its product as uncharacterized. NCBI's taxonomy places the organism in Eukaryota, Viridiplantae, Streptophyta, Magnoliopsida, Arecales, Arecaceae. The record is from RefSeq and is a predicted model, not a curated record.